AAAGAAAAAACGAUCCAUCUUAUCUUGUUCUUGCUAAAUAAGUGGGCAGUGGAAACCAAGUGCGCAUAACCCAGAAACCAAAGCAUAUUAUAUAUAUAUAUAUAUUGCGGAGCCCCACUCUUAUUAUCAUCUGUUUUGUUUAUCAACAAUGGCGACUUCAACCCUAAAUCCUAACGCUCCAAUCUUCAUUCCUACCGAAUAUCGUGAAGUGGAAGACUUUUCCGACCAGUGGUGGGACCUCGUCCACUCUUCUCCCUGGUUUCGCCAUUACUGGCUUCGUGAAUGCUUCUCCGACCCCGACUCUACUGAUGAUGUUCCUUUUCUCCCUGAUAUUGAUUUUAUCUCCAACGAUUUCAAGCAAGAGGAGAAUAAGAACGAGUUGAUCACUUUGGGGAUGUUGAAAUGGAACAAAUCACGUGUUGCUGCUGAAAUCCCAAGGUAUGGGAAGAAGGUGCCGAAAAUCGUGAACGUGAAAGUGAGCCCUAGGCCUAUUCAGCAGCCAAGGUAGAACGAGUCACAACUCGGGACACACGAAGUUAGCUAGAUCUGUUUAGUUAGUGUUUCAUGUACAUAGCUUGUUUAACUUGUUUUGUAUCUGCACUUUUGUACCUUGUUUUUUUCCAAUAAAUGCCAAUACAAAAGUAGAUGCAUAAAAUAGAGCAAAUGUUACUAGAA
Messenger RNA from Nicotiana tabacum (common tobacco), 675 nucleotides. Lineage: Eukaryota; Viridiplantae; Streptophyta; Magnoliopsida; Solanales; Solanaceae. The record is from RefSeq and is a predicted model, not a curated record.